AUGUCACGCGUCUGGGUCGGUCUUAAUCGGGCCGUUGCUUUUCUUCUUCUUUCCACCAUCUUCUAUUCAACCAAAGAUGGGCUCGGGGUAAGCGUUAGGAAAGUAUACCGGUGCUUCGUGGCCCCGUUCAAAAAUUUUCUGACCUUGGCGGAUCUGGUGGAUCCCAUCGGGGAGCCUGCUAUACCAUCUGUUCCACUGUCCCGUGCUCUGUCUACUCUUGCGUGUCUUCAAGCUUUUGGCUGGCUGGGCUGUCUUGUAUAUGCCCUAGUCCUCAACGAUCCUUCACUUUCCUCAACGUCUCUCUUAGCCGCGUUUUCUUGGUGUUAUAUUUUAUGCAGAACUGCUGUCUUGCUCCCUGUUACACCGCCUUAUCUUUCGGUCCUCUACGCCUUUCUUCAGGCUUUCACGUCACUCGCAAGGCUCAGCGUGGAAAUCACGAAGGCUUAUGAUGGUAGAGUAGUAGUGCUUAAUUCAUUCUGCUUGAUUACAGCAAGCCUUUUUGUGUAUAUUGCGGGCACUCUGCCUGUGCAGCGAGUGCGUCCUGCACUGAAUAUUGCCCAAUGCAAAGAUAUACCAUCUAUAUCGCUGUCCAUGCCCGAAGAUGAUGUGACACUAUGGAGUUGGUUCACGUUUUCAUUCAUUGAACCAAUCUUCAGCCUUGCCAAUGCUCGGACCCUGAACGAAAGUGAUGUAUGGAGUUUAUCGCCUUAUUUCCGGCAUAAGAAUCUCUUCAAUAAAUACCUUGAAUACAAUAAACGAUAUCCUAAUCACUCCUUGAUCCGAUUUUUGGUUGUGUCUAAUUCUCUUGACCUGAUCCUGGAUGUUGUCCUGGAAUUGUGGAGUGCUAUUGUUGGUUUCCUUCCGGCAUAUGCUCUUCAGGAAAUCCUGUCGGCCUUAGCGAAAGACAGUCCGGACUGGAACCUGUUCCAAGGCUGGCAUACUAGAAGGUGCUAUGAACGGACUCGUGGACAACUAUUCUGUGCUUUGCAUUACAAAUCACUGAGAAGACAGAACGUUGAAGGUCAAGUGAAGCACGAAGGCUCCGAGAAAGAAGACGGUGCACAUCUUGGUAAAAUAGUCAAUUUAAUGCAAGGCGACGCGUAUGCUGUGUCUCAAAGAUUUUGGGAAUUCUCUAGGAUAAUCACAUCGCCAAUUCGUUUGGUCAUUGCGCUCGUGUUCCUUUACAAAUCAGUGUCAUGGGAUGGGCAAGCGCUUUCAGGCGUGGUCGUUGUUCUCGUCGCAUACGUGUUUAACUAUCCGCUCGCUACUUAUAACAUAUCGAUCACCAGAGCAUCUUGGAAGGCAAAAGACGCCAGGAUGGGUAUCGUAAACGAGCUUCUGCAGAAUAUAAGAUUCUUGAAGUUCUACGGAUGGGAGUACUAUUGGUCAUCAAAGACGGAACAGGCGCGCGAAACGGAGCUCAAGUGGCGUGUUAAAGAGAAUAUUGUGGCCACCUUGAUUUCUUUCAUUUGGACAUGGAUGCCCUCGGCAACUGCGCUGACGACCUUCCUUUGCUAUACCUUAAUAGCAGGUCAACGUCUGACAGUUUCGAAGGCAUUCACUGCCAUUGCACUUUUUUCACAGCUUCAGGGGCCCAUGACUUCACUACCGGGCCAGAUUUUUGCCAUACUUCACGCUUAUGUGUCCAUGCAGCGCAUUGAAAAGUUCUUGGAGGAGGAGGAGGUACCUGAAUGGGCAUCAACCUUGUCUGGCUCUUCUCCUGAAAACGCCGGACAUGUCGGAUUCUUGGAAGCUAUGUUCGAGUGGGGAGCUGCUCCAAAGAUGCCCACAUCCUUAUCUCAGUUUCAACUGGGACCACUGAAUGUGAUUUUUCCGGCCGCCAAACUGACGGUAAUAAGCGGUCCAACAGGAAGUGGUAAAAGCGCGGUGCUAUCUGCUCUGCUAGGAGAGAUGCACUGCUUGUCUGGCAAAGUGUUCUUGGACAAGCAUUUCCAUCAAGUAGCUUACUGCGCCCAGAAUCCAUGGCUAGAACAUGCUACUAUUCGCGAUAAUAUCGUAUUUGGGUCAUCUUUUGGCUACAACGAAGAAAGAUACAACACUGUUGUGGAGGCCUGUGCAUUGGUUAAAGACCUGGAUGUCCUCGAGGCUGGUGACAUGACUGAAAUCGGAGAGAAAGGGAUAACGCUCAGUGGAGGCCAAAGAGCGAGAAUAGCCCUCGCUCGAGCUAUGUAUUCUGAAGCCAAGUUCAUUCUCCUUGACGAUCCGCUUGCAGCAGUGGAUAUGCACACCGCGCAGCAUCUCGUACAAAAUUGCUUAUCCGGAAACCUUGCGAUGGGUCGCACGAUCAUUCUAGUGACACAUCAUAUCGGUCUUUGCCUUCCGAUCACUUCCCAUAUCAUAGAGCUAUCCCACGGCAAAGUCCUCCAUCAGGGAUCUGUACAGGAGCUCGAAGAUCGAGGUAUUCUGCACAAAGUUAUCGAUAUGGAGGACCAGCCAUUUACCUCUGAUGAGAAUUUGGAACCAUCUGUGACAACAGCCGUGAACGAAGCGGACGAAAUCAAUAACGAUACUGAGCCGCAUAAAAUUCAGCACAAGUCCGGAAACGGGAAGCUCAUCCAAGCGGAAGCUCGAGCCGAGGGCCGUGUCUCUUUGAGAACAUAUCUGACAUACAUCCGAGCAGCAGGCGUUAUUUCUUGGAUACUAACGUUUUCUCUCAUGCUCCUGAUUCGCUCCAUUAACAUCGGCAAUCAGGUUUUCGUCUCUGCGUGGGGAGAGGCGUACGAAGAACACACCACCUUAAUCGCAUUCAUAACACACGUAGUAAACUCUAGCGUGAAAUAUCCUUGGAACGGAUUCCCUUCUCCAGAUACCAAUGUAAAGCCUUGGCUCAUGGUCUACUUCUAUAUUUCGAUGGCUGGAGCAUUUUCCGUCGUCUCCUACAUCUCCCUGGGUUACUAUGCGAGCUUGCAAGCCUCCCGUUCUCUCUUCUUAUCGCUACUCCGCCGAAUCACUCGCGCUCCGUCACGCUUCUUCGAUACUACGCCCAUAGGCCGGAUAUUGAAUCGAUUCACAAGCGAUAUCAACACUAUCGACGGGGCUUUGCAGAAUUCCGCGAGGCAAUGCCUCUCAGGGAUCCUCGAUUUUGUGGCAUCGUUCUUGGUAGUCCUUGUGGUCGUCCCAACCUUUGCGCCAUUUGCGUUGUUUAUCGCUUGGUUGUAUAUUCGCUUAGCACCGUCGUAUAUUAGGGCGUCGCGUGAUCUCAGGAGAUUGGAGUCAGUGUCGCUCUCGCCCGCUUUCGCAGGUUUCGAUGAACUUCUGAGAGGAAUAGUCCACGUCAGAGCGUUUGGGAUGGAGCAAAGGUAUCAGAAUGCAUUUUACGCCAAGGUUGACAGAUUUCAAACCUUUGACCACGUAUAUUGGCUAGUAAAUGGGUGGCUCAGAUGGAGAUACGACUGUCUCGGAUCUGUUGUUGUUUUCGCCACGACCGUCUUCGCGUUACGAAUGGGAGUGCGAAGUGGAGCUGCCGCCAUUGUCAUAGUCCAAGCUGGCAUCUUUGCCGAAGCCAGUCGACAGCUCGUCAGAGUUGCGGCACAGCUAGAAUUAGACUUUAAUAGCGUGGAACGUGUUGUCGAGUACCUCGACCUUCCGCAAGAGGCCCCUGCUAUCAUAGAGAAGUCGAGACCCCCGGCGUACUGGCCCUCAAACUCUGGAGCACUUGUUGUCGAGGAUCUUGUCGUCAAGUACGCGCCAGACCUGCCCGCAGUAUUGAAGAGUCUUUCUUUCACUAUUAAUCCGUCGGAGAAGAUUGGCGUGGUUGGGAGAACAGGGUCUGGUGAGCGGCGCAUUUGUAUGGGCCGAUCUAAGUCUUAUAAUACAUUCAGGAAAGUCUACGUUGGCACUUUCGCUUCUGCGUAUGGUCGAGCCGGCCGUAUAGACGGUAUUGAUAUCUCAACGAUUGGUCUUGAGGAUCUGAGGACCCGUAUUACCAUCGUCAGCCAGGACGUCUCGCUUUUCUCUGGCACAUUGCGUAGCAAUCUGGAUCCUCUAAAUCAGAAUACUUUCCAGGAAUGUAUGGAAGUCGUAGAAAGAUGUCAUAUGAUGGACGUUUUUCACCACACCACGACCGACUUCCUCGAUAUGCCCAUCAGCCAAGGAUCCUUGAGCGGAGGUGAAAGGCAGCUCGUGGCAUUGGCUCGGGCGAUGUUGAGGCGGACAAAUAUCAUUAUUAUGGACGAGGCAACGUCUCAGAUUGACUCGCAUCUAGACGAUCAGAUCCAGCGAACGAUCCGCGAAGAGCUUUCUAGCGCUAUCGUCAUAACUAUCGCUCACCGGCUGAAAACAAUCAUAGACUAUGAUCGUAUCCUUGUUCUAGACCAAUGUGAGAUUGUUGAAUUUGGGAGACCGAAGGAACUGUUGCAGCGGGUCGGGGGUGCGUUUAGAGAGAUGUGCAAGAGAAGUCCGGACUGGCAUACGUUGGUCAAACUGGUAGAAUGA
Messenger RNA from Desarmillaria tabescens, 4455 nucleotides. RefSeq names its product pleiotropic drug resistance ABC transporter. The transcript has 26 exons. Gene Ontology annotation, biological process: transmembrane transport. Gene Ontology annotation, molecular function: ATP binding; ATP hydrolysis activity; ABC-type transporter activity. Bases 1 to 4455 code for a protein of 1484 amino acids. Lineage: Eukaryota; Fungi; Basidiomycota; Agaricomycetes; Agaricales; Physalacriaceae. The record is from RefSeq and is a predicted model, not a curated record. Gene Ontology annotation, cellular component: membrane.